GAUGAAUCAGUGCUGACACGUUGCCAACAUAUUGAUCGUAAACAUUUUAAAUCUGUCAUCGCUGCUGCUAAAAUCCGCAAAAUGUGGCACCAGCACGUGUGCUUGUUCGGUUGUCUAAUCGCUCUUUUAAUAAUUAUCCAAACAUUGCACUUAAAUCAGACACAGUUACCUUCGUGGACAGAUACGGAAUAUCCAAAUCUUCAGCUACCAGUAGAAGGGCGGCUAACACAGCUGUUUAAACGCAAAGUACUCUUGCAAUUUCUUGGCUCAGGAUUAUGUCUUAUCUACUGGUCAGUGACAUAUACGAUGGCCACAUUUCCGAAGCUCACGAUGAAAAGCAACUGGAAUUCUGCCACUACAUCUACCGCAAUUCUGUGGCGUUUCAUAGUGAAGCCCUACCUGAUUGGAUGCUUCUUUCACAGCAUCUAUUUUCUGUUGUUGAUUCUGCAUGAAACAGGUACCCUGAAACCGGAACUGGAAAUCCAAUGGCGCAACGUUCUUGAUCGGAUUCGACACAACAGUACCAACAGUCAUGAAGUCCGUCUGCACAUGAACAGACUGGAAAGAAUUCAAAGGAUAUUUCGGUGUUGUGGUGCACAUUCGCUAGCUGAUUGGGACGGAGUCGAUCCUCAAGGCAUUGGACUGAAUCAUCUUUGGACAGCAUCUAAACACAUGUUCCGGCCUUGGAAACAGGUGGUAAACUAUGUGCCUCCAAGUUGUUGUGACUCCGAGCGCACUGCGCUGUGCACAGCGGAUAUACUUCAAACCCACCAGUUACACAUGGUUGAUCAGGAAAGUAGAGCAUACAAUGAGCAUAUACCCGUAUUCCGUAGGGGCUGUGUUCAUGUGGUAUCGGAAGAAUUGGAAACAAAAUUGGAAGAAAUAUUCUUGAUGACACUUCUACCCAACGUAUUCCUUCAUGCUGUUCAACUGUGUUGUUGCUUUUUUGCCUAUAAUGUCAGAAAGCCUGAAAAAGUAACUAACUUCACAGGCAACAACAUUAACCAGUCCGCCGAUGAUGAUAACUUUUCCGAAGUAUCGGAGGAAAGCGAAGUCUCUUGGAGAACAAAUGAACCAUACCCUGAAGAACAGCUAGCAACGGACCGUCAAGAAUCUGAUAAAUGGAGUAAACCCCGUCAGACGAAGAGAAGGCUCAGUCAACCGGCACACUCAAACGGUUUGUUUAAUGGACCGUGGGGGUAUGUGUCCAAUAAAAGACUUCUAGCAGCUUGUCAGAAUUUCGCCAUUUACGGUCAAUUGUCUCAGGUGCAGAGUGCAUUUUGGAAAAUUCGGGCCAGGUGGUUGGAACGUGGAAUUCGUAUCGGCUGGUCACUGACUGACCGAAGAAAACACUAUGCGACAUUCCUGCGCCGCAUAAACUGGAGAAAUAAGUACAGGCCAUGUCAACUUGAGUGGAGCUCUUUACGUCGCUGGUUACGUUGUCGAUUACCAUUAAUAGAGGCUGCACUGUACGCGGACGGAAAUGUAAUCCGUGAAAUAGAGGGGAACGCGGUCUACAGAGGCUUGACUGCUCAUCUAAUACGCAUUAUCUGCUCUCUGUGUCUGGGAUAUGUUGUUUCUUAUGGGUUGAUUCGUGCGUUUGUGCCGAAGCUUGAACAGCCAGAGUCCGGCACCUCCACACCCGUAGAUAUUGAGGAGAAACUCCAGCGCAAUGCGUAUGAGGCGGCUAGAGAGGUCGCUUCGAUUACCGCGCUAUUCAUUAGGAUAGUAGUCAUGUUUGGAUCCGUCGUGUCAAGACGCGUUCGCUGUAUGCUACUUCUGCUAGUUCCGAGUCUGGGACUGACGGUUGGACGAUCGUACCUUGGAGCAGAAUUGGUCCACACGAUCCUCAUCGGACCAGCAGCUACGACAGAACGCAAUUUGCGUGCUUCGGCCAAAACGCUUCAAUGCCUGAUGGAAUUAGCAGAGAAUAUAACCAGAGAUGCGAAACAGUUUUACGAGGAAAGUAAAGAAGCAGUACAACUGGACAAUUCCAAAGAUUUUUACGAGACAAUCAAAGGUCGCUCACUGCAAUUUGUAGAAACUAUAGAACAGUACAGAAAGUCAGUCGACAAACUCAUGAAAGAGGUGAGCAAACUUCGUUUGACAAUCUGGUCACUGCGGUAA
Messenger RNA from Dicrocoelium dendriticum, 2127 nucleotides. Lineage: Eukaryota; Metazoa; Platyhelminthes; Trematoda; Plagiorchiida; Dicrocoeliidae. The record is from the annotation of a GenBank genome assembly.